CUAAGCGUCACCGGGCAGAGCGGGAACUACAACUCCCAGGGAGCCGCGGGAAGGAGCGGGCAGGGCGCCGCCGGAGGGCGGGGGGUACGAAAGGGAACCUGCCGCCGGUGCUGCCUGGAGGUUCCUUCCUCAGGUUUAUUGUGAAACAGCUGCAGCAUCAGUGAGAAAUUAGCAGUAAACUACACACCACAAGCGUUAAGAUGCCGCGUUCUCGUUCGUGCCUCUGAAGGAGCUGGUUGGCAACAGAAUGGUUGGGAUUGACUUGCGGCUGGGAAGCAGUGAAAUGAGCUGCGUUACUUCCGCGGUUUUGUACGAGGAGACCAAUUAACAGUGCAAAUCCCUGCUUGAAUUAACCAUCUUGUUCAUGCUGGGUGUGGAAUAGGUCUCUGCGUGGCCCACUUUGGAGCAGACUGAUAAGGCUCUUUGUUUCUUAGCAACCACCGUCUGCCAGAAACCUGCGGCUAGAGGGAAAAUUCUGAAUGUCUCAAAUUUGUAUCUUGAACCAAGCCCCACGUCUUUCCUGGCUAUGGAGAUGCUGUGUGUCCUUCUCUUAACUAGACUGGUGGCAGAAGUUGCCAGCAAAUCUACUGAAACUUUGGUUUCAGAAACAGAAUGCUGUGUGGAUAUGUUGGAUUCCAACAGUUCCUGUCCAGUCACCAACCAGUGCAGUCCAGGUUGUUACAGGCGAUGGAAUGAGGAUGGCAGUAGCAGCUGCAUUAAAUGCAAAAAUGAAACCCUUCCUGUUUCCUCUGUUUACAACCUGACCGAAUGCAGAAGCACUGGGAUCAGAGGAAUGAAUUUCCAAAUGAACAUCAGCACCGUAACUCCUUUCUUGCAGAACGUAGGGGGCCCGGGAGUGGCAGCCUCUCUCAUCUUAGGGACAUUUUUCAUCAGUUUAUUCCUAAUUCUGUCUGUUGCUUUUUUCUUCUACCUCAAACGUGCCAAUAAACUUCCUAAUAUUUUCUACAGAAGAAACAAAGCAUCUGUUCUCCAGCCUAGUGAAACAGCAUCCAUGAUACCUCCCCCAGCUUCUUCAGUUCGGAAGCCGCGAUACGUCAGACGGGAACGGUCGCUCGUCACGUCUGCAUCUGCUGCUAUGAUCCCUCCUUCCGAAACCAGGGUCAGCAACGUUUAACCUUCAUUCUUGCCUGGGGACUUGAGAAGUGUGCACAGUGUCCAAGAAACUUCUCUUUCUGAAUUCACUGAAGUGCCAGGAAAGCAGCCGACCUAAACACAAGCCAAAUCACCGUGUCAAAGCGUUUGUGCCAAAAGUUAACAGAAAAAUGAACUAAUGCAGAGAUGCACAGGCUCCGUCCAGUUGGAUGAACCGCUUUGGUGAUUCUUGAAACGCACUAUUGCAGCUCUGUGGUCUCAUUUGUCUCCUACAAAUGAUGAGUUUCAAAGUCUUGAAAGAAUCUGCCUUUCUUUGGUAGGCUGCCAGUUUUUGGCGAGCUCUUCUUCCCGUGUUGUGAUGUGUCGUAUGUCCCCAGAGCUGAACGUCUCAGUGCUGAACCCAACACAAAAUCCUGGGGUUACUCUAGGACGCGGACUUGUCGAAGGACCCACUUGUCGAUGCCAACACUAAGUGCUUUAAUGUCGUAGGACAAUAUAACAAUACUUAACAUGCGGUCUCCUUUUGAAGCAAAAAAAAGAUGCCUCCUGGAGCAUCCUCUUCAGCCUGUGACGUAGCUGACCCUGGUUUUUAACUGUGAAUCCAGACCCGCUCUCCACAUGCUGUGGUUCUUGGUGCUUUGAAGGCUGCGGUCAGUAUGGGUCUGAUUCCAAGUGUGGGAAUUUGUUGGGAAGCUUUUCCAAUUGUUUUAAAAGCAGUCUAUGGAAAAGAUAGACUGCGAUGUCUGUCCUGCAAAGGCUGUCUCCGAGCAUCCUUCCCUUGACACGGCAGUUGAAGGGAAACCAACAUUUCUGCCAAUGCAAUAAGGGGUUUCUUUGGUCAAGCCCUUGGUUAACGCGCCUGCCAUCUGCAGGCCAGCACCUUAUGACAGAGCCUAACCAGUAUUUCCUUGCUGAAAGUGCCAUCCCCACCCUCAGAUGCUUGUUCUUGCCCACCUGGUGCCAUAGCUGUUAAAUAAUUGUUUUUCACUGGAUUAUCCUUCACCAAUUUUCUUUUCCCUGGUGCGGUUGACUCUGAACACAGGUAUCACCGUAAUGGGCACAGUGGUUCAGGCACAGGAGUGGGUGACUGGGAAACAAGGGCAAAACCUGCGGUUGCUAAAUCGGUGGAAGUGUCACUGUCACCAUAUGUGAAAUUCUAACUAUGCAGCUCGUGCAUUCCCACCUACCUGCAUUGCUAUCGCCUGGUUUGGUUCAGCUGGCAACUGCUUUACGGGUCUGUGCUCCUAAAAUAAAGUACUUGGAAGCUCUUGAGCAGCAGCCCCUGGCACGAACAGAAACUGGAACAGUCGGUUCUCUUUUUUUGGGAAAAUGUGAACAAAUCUGUCUUGAGCUGACGUGACACCCAUAUGGAGAGUCCAAGCCUUGUGAUCCAGAUUCCCUUUUCCCUGUGGUUAAAAGCUUAUUCAAAGCUGAAAGAUGAGAACUGGCAUGGGAGGAGAUAUAUUUGUCUUAUUGACCAGACCUGCUUUUAUGUAAUUUUCGGUGCGGUUGUAUUUACUUUUUUGAGAACUCUUGUAGCAUCCAAACCAGCCAGGGCAAGACUGGGGAGAAAGAACAAACCGUGAAGAGACCCCUGUGCCAAAAAAAAUUGCUGUAUGAAGAAACUUAAGAUCUAUUCUAAUGAUAAAUAGAUUUGUUCGUUCUACUGGGCCAAACUGAAGACAGCACACGAUGGCGUUUUGAGACCCUUCGGCUUUCAAGAUGAAAUGUGCUUUGUCGUUCGUGUGUUCCCAGUUCAGGAGGUGGCAGUUGAGUUUCUGUCGUUUCGAUGUCUUUUUAUCUCCGUGCUGCUGCGACUUCCCACAGGUAGAAAUCGUGUCUGGAGGUCAUAGGUUUUUCCUCUACUUAGUUGCUGAAUAUUUUCCCAACCGCUAAGGAAAAGGAGUAACUAUGCAAACAAUGCCAAGAAACUGCACCUUUUGGAAGCAGGGAGCUCCUGCUUGCCAAGCCGGCAAUGAUCGUGCUUUCUUGUAUGCUUAGUUGCUAAUAUAUUCUUUCUACACAUAAAUUAUUGGCGGAUCACUCAUGUCGUUGGGCUGUCUGAACCCUUUCUUAUCCUGAGGUGUGGAUUGUAACUGAGUUUCAAGUCGAGCAUCUAUUGCUCCAAUGUCUGUGCAGUGGAGUUUUUCUCCAUGCUAACAUCUCUCUUCCCCUCCCAGCCAACUCUUUGAAAUACAGCGGAUAUUUUUACUCUUCUUGUGUGUUUCAGGAGCUGUUAAGCUUUUGUUAUUGCUGUCGGACACAGCGGAUUCCUGGUCUAAACAGUUUCUCGUUCGUUUGCACUGUCAAAUUGAAUAUAGAAUGUGGUGGGUUUGUUUCCAUCUCCCCUCAAAAUAAUAAAACAUAACUAUAUAUAUUUUAAAAUUUGGCUUUAAUGAACCCUGAUAUUUAAUGUAUUUGUAUAUUUUUAAAUUGUGCCAAAAUAAACAUAUUUGAGCUUUUUUUGUAAUGACUCUG
Columba livia (rock pigeon) is the source of this 3591-nucleotide messenger RNA. RefSeq names its product chromosome 21 C1orf159 homolog (gene C21H1orf159). The record is from RefSeq and is a predicted model, not a curated record. The transcript has 12 exons. Lineage: Eukaryota; Metazoa; Chordata; Aves; Columbiformes; Columbidae. Bases 527 to 1135 code for a protein of 202 amino acids.